Molecule: messenger RNA, 7311 nt
Organism: Cyclocybe aegerita
Lineage: Eukaryota; Fungi; Basidiomycota; Agaricomycetes; Agaricales; Hemipholiotaceae
Source: the annotation of a GenBank genome assembly
AUGAGCGAGGGGAUCCAGAUUACUAUUCCAGAUUUUGACGAUGAUGACUUGAGAUCAGCACCUAUUCCCUUCGGACGCUCCGCUUUUGGUCAUGGAGGUGGGGGCUUCGGUAGUGGAGGGUUUGGCAGCGCAGGGUUCGGAGGGUCAAGUUCGGGUCUUGAUUCACCAGGCGGUACGACGACCCCAAUAAGUGCCUUUCAAUCCGCGGAGCGAAGCUACUUCUCGCAUUCAAGAGCGGAUUCAUCUACAUCUAUAGACUCUGCGGGUUCGGCUACAACACGAUUUGCGAGCAAGCCAGGCACACCGUUUUCACACUCGGCUCAACCUUCUUUUGCGGCACCGACAUCGUCGUUUUCGAAGAAACCCUCCUUUGCCUCUAUCCGGAAUGCCUUCAAAAGUGGAAAGAACAACGACCCCCCUCCUGUUCCUUCUCUCGACCACACGCCAUAUCCGGUUCUAAAGAACCCUUUCAACCGGUCGACAUCCUCCCUGACCCAGAGCAAAGGGUCGAAUACAACACCAACCAGUGCAUCGAGCAGUUCGUAUACCAGGCCAUCGACACCGGGGUCGAACGAUACGAGGUUCGCGCGUGCAGCAUUGUCGAUGAAGGGCAGGAGUCAUGGUUACUCGAAGUCUCAACAUUCGCAUAGUGGUUCAAUAUUUCACGUGUCGGACGGAGGGAGCGACUCUGGAGCCUACCUGCCAUCGCCACCUCCGGUGCCGCGGGUUCCAAGCGCCUAUAACAACAUGUACCGCGAUGACACGACGCCGCCUUCGCAGGACUACGAGGAGGACAAGCUAGUAAUGGACCUGAAGACGCCUUCAGAUUAUGCGCUUCAUGCUGUGUUCAUUCGGUUUGCGACUUCUGCGGAAGAGAAGAUAGACACCUUUCUUCGCCAGCACCUGGAAAAUGAAGUCUUGCUCACAGCGUACAUGGGCCCCGGAGUCGACAGCAAGUUUGACGAGACGCUACAUUCAUUAGGUGUUAUAGCUCAGAAGCAUGCUAAGCAGGUUAUCGACUCGAUUAUGCGCUGGAGACGAACGCAGAUCGAAGGUGUUGGAGCGGACAUGAUUCGGGCACACAUGAGUUCGACAGGGCCCAAUCGACUGCUUCGAGCGCAAGACGUCCCCAGUCUUUUGAACGAACGGAAAUCGCUAGCAUCCAUCUACAUCAUGUGUCGUGCUCUCAUUGCCGUUCUACAGCUACUGUCGAAAGACGCCCUUGGUGAUGCUCUUGGGUACAAUUUGGAGGAGACGACAUUCGAACAGUUCCGGAGGCCUGAGCGAAAAUCUCCUUCGGCGAACCAUCGAAUCAAUUCAGAGCUAUAUGCUACCCUUCUUGGCCAUCUUGCUAACGUUCGGUUCAUCAGCGUCACGGAUCGCUUCCUGGCCGAAAUGAGCCCUGUGGCCAUGGGUCAGGUAACAAAGGAUUCUGGAACAAAAUACGAGAAUCUGGUCAAGGGUUUGAAACACAUCAAGAUCAAGGUAUGGCCGCCAGAAGCUUUCGAGGAGGCAGCAGAAUUCCUGGAAUCAUUGUCUAAGUCAUACGCCAAUGCACAUGGACCAAAUCUAAAGAUGGCGUUUGCUGAGACGUUGAUCACGUUGCUGCAUCCUAUUGGAAAGACAGCCCAAGCUGAGACCAAUAACCCGCAAUGGGGAAAGGGCAUUGAGCUAAUAUAUCCGAAGGCAAGAGAGAUGAUGAGCAAACCACGGUACUGGCAGGCCGCCUUCCCGCUUGCGAUCACGAGUCUUUGUGUGGCACCGCAGACGUAUUUUUUGAAGCAUUGGCACGCCUUUUUCGAGAGCUCAAUAUCCAAGCUCAAGGAGAAACCUUACAAGACGUCGGUUAUGAAUGGCCUCAUGCGGCUCGUUUGGACAUACCUCUAUCGUUGCCAAGAAUCCGCCUCAACGACCAUGACCAAGUUGGAGAACCUUUUGAAACACUUCUUUCCUCCAAACCGAAAUACCGUGCUUCUAGGCGAGGAGAUGUCGGAACCUCUGACAUACAUCAUUCAUUUCAUCCUCUCCCGACACCCCGAGUAUGGCCGAGAGCUAUGUUUGGAGCUUCUUCAAGAACCAACGAUAACUAUCCUGCAAAAGUCCGGGAACAUCAGCAGCGCACUAUCCCAUGAACGAACUGCCGUCGUCGUCAACGCCAUCCUUCUCUCCCUGCACAGUACGGAACGAGAAGUGUUGACACCGUCAUGGCCGUCCGGCAGCGAUUUCACGGUUCUCCCGUCGAAGGAGGACUAUCCCUCAUCUUCUGGGUACAUCCCUACGUCGAUCAUGAAGCCUGGGCUUCAGGACUUCCUGAGCCGUGUUCAAACGAUGUUGGCUGCCAUUGCAGUGCAUUGUGGCAAUUCUGUUGGGUACAUGUUGGUGUAUGACGACCAGUGGUCCUACGCGCGAGUAAAUCCGGCCUACGAAGAAUCGAACAGCUAUACGGUUCGACGCCAUCCGGCAGACAUCGUGGUCGCGUACCCGAACGCACUCUUACCGCAUAUAUCCCUGCUCAACACGUGUUUCCAAGCAUGGCCUCGGUUCGCCCAUCCAUCCAUCGCACUUCCAGACGCUAUCGACAUGCUCUUGCGGGGCGUUAUGCACGUGGAGCCUAUGGUCGCUGAGUCGGCUACAGCUGCUUUGAAGAGGUUCAUGGACGACGAUUUCAAUGCCAUCCAGGUUAUAGGGCGGUUUAACCUAUUCAUGUUCAGCCCAAACCGAAUCUGCCACGAGUCCAAUUUCAAGCUUCUCCUCGAAUAUCCGCCGCUGCUCAAUCUUUGGGUUGAUAUCGUCGACGACUGGGUACGGACCAUUAUUCGCCGCGAUAUCGAUACCUUCCCGCAGGGCGAACAAAUCGUUGCAAGAUGUGUCGAGAUUGAAGCAGCCUCGCUGUUCCUCCUUUCUCAUGGAACCGGAAAUAUUCAGGCAGCCGGAGUGAAGGUUGUUCGUCUACUUGGCACGCUCGCCGCACAUUUAACAUCAUCCACCUCCUUCGCUUCCACCAACCUGCUUUACAUUGUGGAGCGACUGCAAGGCAAGCGGCCUGGAGAGGCGUAUCUCACUGGAUACGAUGAUCUUCUGGACAAGUCAGAACAAUCGCGGUUGGAUCAAUGGCGAAAAUUCAAAGGGGAAGAAGUUGCUCUUCGCAUCGCUGACAGCACCAACGAGAAGGAUCGCAAGUUAUGGCGCUAUAUUUACCCUGCUUUCCUUCAAGGUUGCAUGAAGUAUUCACCAUCGACAUUAGCCAUGCUCCGAGAAGGCAUGAUUGCUGCAGUGUCGAGAUAUCAUCCUUCUAUAUCCCAUCUCGCAGGAUUGAGCAGCAGAAUGCCUCAGGGCCUCUCUGCUCGAAAUCCUGCAGAGAAGGACGGAUAUAAACUAGUGGUUGACAACAAAGGCCUGAUCGAUCAAUGGCACAUGUGGGUCAAGAUCCUCUCAGCCACCGCCAUUCCUCCAGAUUCUUCCCGCCCUGCGUUGACAUUGAUAGGAAGGGAUCAUACUCGUGCUGGAUCGGAUGUCAGCUUCGAAAGGGAGAGAUAUAUGACGACUCGUGGUCUUUUCCGCCACCUUACCCCUUUCCUUGACUCAGAGUAUACCCUGUUCCGCGAUACCGCCGUCCUCUGUAUCAGUUCAUUUCCUGCAAAUGCCUACCCGUACCUGCUUGAAGACCUGAGUCUUCUGGCCGGACGGCAGUUUUAUGACGACCCAAGGUCAAAGGCAAUAACAACACCUGGGUUGGAGCAGAAUUUCGGACUUUUGGCCUCUCGUCAAGCAUACGACGAGACACGUUCAAGAUCAGGAAGUUCAGCAAUACAAUCCGAACGGACUCGCCGUCAGGAACGUCUUCACUCUGCUGUUGCUCGCAUUUAUUGCAUAACAGCCCACCUAUUGGAACAGCAAAGAUCCUCCGCUCGUCAGGCAGCGUUGUCCAACAUUCUCAAAUUUGUUCGUAACACCCAAACAUUCCUCAGUGCCCCAGAGAUGCGUGACAAUCACACCCUGCAUCGGCUGCGUCGCUAUUUUUGUGGUAUCGUUGAACGUCUAUUUGAUGGACUAGCUACGCUCAAGGAUUCCGAUCGAUUCAUUCCUUCUCUCAUGCACCUGACAUUGUACCAUCUGUGCGAGGAUUGGUGUCAAGUCGGACCUCAAUCGGAAUCGGCCAAGAAGCGGUUCGCUGCGAUGCAAAGAGCCGUCGAGUCUGUGGAGGGCGACAAUCGGAAUAGUGUGCAACGGUUCAGACAUGAAGCGUCAUUGCUUUCCCAGGCCUCUGUCGGUGCACUGGCCGCCUUAUGUCAAAAAGCCUUCUUCCCUCCCGACCAAUCCGCGAGUUCGCCUACCACAGAACGCUCUCCGCCGGAAUUUAUGAAGCCUUUGAGCGUACGUACUGUAUUGGACCGCUUGAGUGCUAUCAUGACAUCGUCGAACUUGGCGAAGGGGAAGAGCACCUUGAGGUCUCUUCUGACACAUACAGAGUCCAAUCGUGACCUGAUCCAUGAAUCAUUGCGAGCGUCCAUCGUCGUCACCGAGAAAUCUGGCUCUAGCAACCAACACUUCUUCGAAGUCGUCUCGGAGAUCGUCUGCAACGAACACCACAAUUUCAGUUUCUCCCAGAUAGUUUGCCUUGGCCUAACCAACCUGCGACAUCCAUCCGUGACAGUGCGCUGCCUAGCUUUCAACAUGCUGGAAAGCAUUCAUCAGCAGCAUUCUGGCCUGCUGACAAUGUCUACUUUCGAAUCGUCGGUGGCAAGUUUGGCGUCUGCGACAUACAUUCAUUCUCAUCGACUCAUCUCCGACUUCCUCGCUGGAGAACAUCCAUAUCAAGCGAUUAGUAUACUGGCACAGCUAGGCAACUGGCUUCCAACACUACCUGGAGAAGCAUACGAUACAAACGUAAUCCUUCUCCUGCUCCAGAGCCUGGAGUUCUGGAUUUCCAACAUCAAUCUCAUGUCAGAGGACAAGACAGCAGUCUCUCGGGAGGGGCUAUCCUGUUUGUAUCACCUCACGUCUUUAACCCUUCGCUAUGGGCAAAGCCAUGCCGAACAAAUUCUGGUUUUGUGGACCAAGCUCGUUGACUCUCCGCAUCAAUCUAAUGGACAUGCAACAGUUCGAUUCCUGCUCGAACAAGCUCACAAAGUCGGCAACGUCAUCUUCGUCACCUGCGCCUCGAAUAUUGUCGCAUCCCUGUGCCAAACACAUAUUGGUCGACAGGUUUUCGAGGAUCUAUGUUCGGUGAUAGAGCCCAUCCACAUGCUGCCUACCAUUGACCAUAAACUUUCCUUCCCUGCGGCGCAAGAAAUGAAACUAUGGGAAGACCUUGACGCGCUCUUUGCAGAGCAACCACGACUGUCAUUAGGAUCUGCCCAAUUUGCCUGGCUCUUCCUGUCCGACGUUUCCCUACAACGUUAUUGGGAGAUGAAGGACCAGUUGCCCACACUUCUCCACGCAGUUUUCACGCACCUGGACCACCGGAUGCCAUUUGUUCGUCAACGAGCCCACACCUUACUUUUCCAAAUCUUGCGCUCUUGGACUCCAGGAUACGAUGAAUUGCCUGAUAGAUCCGUCAGCCGGUCACGUCCUUUGGUCAAGGAGUCCAUUUCGGCGCUAGAAAAAGAAGCGGAGAACCUCUACUGGGAAGAGGACGAAGCCAGUGCAGACGCUAUUCCCAAGAUGAAGUCGCUCUGUUCUCGAAUUCUGGCCUACCUAGAGCCUCUUGCCCCAAACCUCAUCAGCCAGUGGGGCUCCUUGGCACUGACAUGGGGUACGGCUUGCUCUAUUCGUGCGACAGCGUUCAGAUCUCUCCAAAUCUUCCGUGCACUCAUGCCUCGCGUCAAGAAGGCUGACUUCGCACUACUUCUUGGUCGGCUCUCAAACACCAUUGCCGCACCAGAAGAAAACAUUCAAUCCUUCACCUCCGAAAUAUUCCUAACGAUCAAUGCGGUGGCCAACUUCGGUGAUCUCGACAAAUCGCUCCUUCCACAAGUGUACUGGUGUGCGUGUGCGUGCUUGUCAACAACUCUGGAGUCGGAGUUCCACCAGACGGUCCUUCUUGUCGACUCACUGUUGACCAGAAUUGAUCUUGACGACCCUGCGACGAUCGACCAGCUGUUAUCCCACAAGCCUGUGGAUUGGACCGAUUCCCCUUACUUGCAGCCCGCUCUUUUGAGAGGAUUGAGAUCAUCCUUGGUUGCAGGCCCAGCUAUGAAGGUUCUUCAAGCCCUUGCGCAGAUCCAGGACAGGCAAUUGAUCCACGAUUCGGAUGGUCGUUUACGCGAUCUCUACACCGCUUCUCUUCCCUGGUGUCUGCACGCCAUGGAUAAACAAGACGGGUCGAUGAAAGGUUUGGCGGAGGAUAUCAGUGUUCUCGCGGGAAAAGAGAAACGGCAGAGCAUUCAGAAGAUUAUGAACUCUUUUUCCAAGGGCCACUUCAGAACCAGAGAUGACUUCCUUCGGCAGUCUGUCGCUAGCCUCAGGGAACACUAUGGAGCCAAACAUUGGACAGAGGUUGUUACCCUACUGAUCGGUCUCGUGCUGAAUCAGGAGAGGUGGUUGCGCAUACAUGCCAUGCAGGUCCUCAAGGUCCUCUUCCAACACAGGGAGACGCGGAACCCAGUUGAGCUCCUGGGAUCGGAGCUCCUCAUGCCUCUUCUCCGUCUCCUCGAGACCGACCUGGCCGCACAGGCUCUCGACGUCCUCGAAGAACCACUAGCCAUGUCCGGGAUAGGUCCAGCAGCCAAGCAUGUUCUUCGGAUGAGCAUGCACAUCGGAGCGCUUCCUGCAGCAGUCUCGGAUCCAGAGUCAAUGGGAACGGUCUUUGGGGUGCCGGAAGAGUCAGGUUGGUGUGUCGCCCAAGCAGAUGCCCUUCGAGAGACAUGUCGAGCGAAUGUCAUGGCAGUCUUCGACACAUGCUCCGUUCCGACGAGGCCGUCGCGCAUCGAGUUCGAACCUGAAGUCGAAGCUCUUGCAUCCAUCAAGACGCCGUUGGCGGAUGACGUUGAGGGCGUCGGUAGCCUCGUCAAAAGCAUCCAAGAAAUCAACAACUUUUUCAACGGAGAACCGCCGCCGCGCAGGCCUAGCACUCUCAUCCCUACGCGCCGCCUCGAGGCUCGGGUUGCCGCCAUCCUUGCCAAGUCAUCUGGUCCCGAUUCCGUGUCGGACACACCUCAGACCCCCUUCCUUGACGUCUUCAACGUCGGUGCAGGCAUUGACGAGGGAGACGAUUCCGACAACUCUGACAGCGACUCUGACACUGAUGCCUUCAUUUUCGAUACCAUUUCUCCACCUCGUAGCGCACCUAAUGGAACUCGUUAUCAUUAG